Molecule: messenger RNA, 667 nt
Organism: Pteronotus mesoamericanus
Lineage: Eukaryota; Metazoa; Chordata; Mammalia; Chiroptera; Mormoopidae
Gene: LTC4S
Product: leukotriene C4 synthase
Exons: 5
Coding region: 82-534 (150 amino acids)
Biological process (GO): leukotriene biosynthetic process
Cellular component (GO): nuclear envelope; membrane; endoplasmic reticulum
Molecular function (GO): enzyme activator activity; glutathione transferase activity; leukotriene-C4 synthase activity
Source: RefSeq, a predicted model, not a curated record
CGCGGGCAGGCGGGGGCUGAUAAAAGCUUGCAGCUGGCCCUCUUACGCACUCACUGGCCCGACAGAACCGCCAGCACCACCAUGAAGGACGAGGUGGCUCUUCUGGCCACUGUCACCCUCCUGGGAGUCCUGCUGCAAGCCUACUUCUCCCUGCAGGUGAUCUCGGCGCGCAGGACCUUCCGCGUGUCGCCACCGCUGACCACCGGCCCACCGGAGUUCGAGCGCAUAUACCGAGCCCAAGUGAACUGCAGCGAGUACUUCCCGCUGUUCCUCGCCAUGCUCUGGGUGGCGGGCAUCUUCUUCCAUGAAGGUGCCGCGGCGCUGUGCGGUCUAGCCUACCUGUACGCGCGCCUCCGCUACUUUCAGGGCUACGCACGCUCCUCGCAGCAAAGGCUGGCCCCGCUGUACUCGAGCGCCCGCGCGCUCUGGCUGCUGGUGGCGCUGUCGGCGCUCGGUCUGCUCGCCCACUUCCUCCCGACCUCGCUGCGCACCGCGCUCCUGGACCGCCUCGGGACACUGCUGCCCCGCACCUGAGGCCGAGGACCGCGGGUCUGCGGGGCUGGAGAGGAGCCGGGCCGCCUGGAGGACGGCGGUGGAUGCUCGCCCUUAUCCCAGGCUCUAAUUAAAGUGCUCGUAACCUUGUGACCAGACCCCCAAGGCUCUCUGA